GUCAGCUGAUGGGCCGCUCGCCGCGGAGGCCGCAGCCGCCGCUGCCGCGCGAACAUGGCGGCCGAGAUCCACUCCAGGCCACAGAGCAGCCGCCCGGUGCUGCUGAGCAAGAUCGAGGGGCACCAGGACGCUGUCACGGCCGCGCAGCUUAUCCCCAAGGAGGACGGCGUGAUCACUGCCAGCGAGGACAGAACUAUCCGAGUAUGGCUGAAAAGAGACAGCGGUCAGUACUGGCCCAGCAUUUACCACACGAUGGCUUCUCCUUGCUCUGCUAUGGCUUACCAUCAUGAUAGCAGACGGAUAUUUGUGGGCCAGGAUAACGGAGCCGUGAUGGAAUUUCAUAUUUCUGAAGAUUUUAAUAAAAUGAACUUUAUCAAGACCUACCCAGCUCAUCAGAACCGGGUGUCUGCGAUUAUCUUCAGCCUGGCUGCGGAGUGGGUGAUCAGCACUGGCCACGACAAGUGUGUCAGCUGGAUGUGCACCCGCAGUGGAAACAUGCUCGGGAAGCACUUCUUCACUUCCUGGGCUUCGUGUUUACAAUAUGAUUUUGAUACUCAGUAUGCUUUUGUUGGUGACUAUUCUGGACAGAUCACCUUGCUGAAGCUCGAACAGAACACCUGUUCAGUUAUUACAACCCUUAAAGGACAUGAAGGUGGCAUCGCCUGCCUCUGGUGGGAGCCCAUUCAGCGGUUGCUCUUCUCGGGAGCCUCUGACAACAGCAUCAUCAUGUGGGACAUCGGAGGAAGGAAAGGCCGCACGCUCUUGCUCCAGGGACAUCAUGACAGGGUGCAGUCGCUGUGUUACCUUCAGCUCACGAGGCAGCUGGUCUCCUGUUCCUCGGACGGCGGAAUCGCGGUGUGGAACAUGGACGUUAGCAGAGAGGAGGCUCCUCAGUGGUUAGAAAGUGAUUCUUGUCAGAAGUGUGAGCAGCCCUUUUUCUGGAAUAUAAAGCAGAUGUGGGACACGAAGACACUGGGGUUGAGACAGCAUCACUGCAGGAAGUGCGGGCAGGCUGUCUGUGGGAAGUGCAGCAGCAAGCGCUCCAGCUACCCUGUCAUGGGCUUCGAGUUCCAGGUCCGCGUGUGUGAUUCUUGCUACGACUCCAUCAAGGACGAGGAUCGGACUUCUCUAGCAACCUUUCAUGAAGGAAAACAUAACAUCUCCCACAUGUCCAUGGACGUCGCUAGGGGCCUGAUGGUGACCUGCGGGACCGACCGCGUGGUGAAGAUUUGGGACAUGACGCCCGUGGUGGGCUGCAGCCUGGCGACCGGCUUCUCUCCACAUUGAUCCGGGAGCCUGACGGGGUCUGCGCCUUCCCAGCAGCCGCCUUCACCACAUGCGAUGCUUCCCCGUAGCUCCGCAGUCGCUGUCAUGUGAAUGGACAGCGGCCACUAAAAAAAAACAAAGCAACAUUUUUAUAAAGAAAAAAAA
Molecule: messenger RNA, 1431 nt
Organism: Sus scrofa (pig)
Lineage: Eukaryota; Metazoa; Chordata; Mammalia; Artiodactyla; Suidae
Gene: WDFY1
Product: WD repeat and FYVE domain containing 1
Biological process (GO): positive regulation of toll-like receptor 4 signaling pathway; positive regulation of toll-like receptor 3 signaling pathway
Cellular component (GO): early endosome
Molecular function (GO): metal ion binding; protein binding
Source: RefSeq, marked provisional